Paramecium sonneborni is the source of this 2302-nucleotide messenger RNA. NCBI's taxonomy places the organism in Eukaryota, Ciliophora, Oligohymenophorea, Peniculida, Parameciidae. The record is from the annotation of a GenBank genome assembly.
AUGAAUACUUUUGAUAAUCAAUAACGAAAUGUAACAUAAGUUAGAUUUGGAACUGAAUAAUCAGUUGCCUCAUCAAUUUAAGCAUUUCCAAAACGAACUCAAGUUGAAUUAUUUUGUUAUCGUCAUCCAGAUAGAUUUAUACAUUAAGGAUGCACUGCACUUAAUUGUUAGAAAAUGAUAAUGUGUCCAUAAUGUAAUACUGAUGAUGAUCUUCAUUACUAAGAGCAUAAGGAAGAUAUUGUUGAAUUUCCUCAUUUCUUAGAAAUUCUUGCCUCUGAAAUUAAAAAGGUUAAUAGAAAUGAUAGCAUGUAAACAUUAUCGAUAAGAAAGGUUAUACAAUAAGAAUGUCAAAUUACUUUUAGAAAAAGAACAUACUUAUUUGUUAGAAUAUGAUAAUUUAUGCGAAAAAUAAGUGAAAUAUUUUAAUCAAUUAAUUGAUGAUUAAACUUCAUUGAUUAUGCAGCAUUUCUAUAUAUUAAAAUAAACAAUCAAUACAUUCUUUGAUAGUAAAUAUUUUAACAAUAAAUAGAUAGAACAAUUCAAUACUUUUUCAAAUAAUAUUUAUUUCUUUAAAACUUAAUACUAAUAAAUUAAUCCUGAAGAAACUUUAGCUAGAUAUGGAGAAGUACCUCAAAUAGUUGCAAAAUUAUAUGCUAAAAACCCUUAAUAAUGCUUUCAUUUUUUGAAUAAUUUAAGAAAAUCAGCCAAUAUGGAAGGACAGUUACUUUCAGAUUUAGAUUAUAUAUCUAAUAUGGUUUUGAGAAAUUAUGAAGAUUAAUCUUACUUUCUAUAGGAAUUUGCUAUAAAUCAACUUAAAAACUCUAUUGCUGAUAUGAUUGAUUAAACUAAAAUUGCAGUAAAUGAUAGUUUAAAAUAAUUGCCUAAGUUGACUUAAGAUGUUCAUGCAAGUGUUGUAUCUUAAGCCUUUAUAUCUUAUAAUCGUCAUUAGGUCAGAUUAACUUAACCAGAAUUAUUUGAGAAUAGAAAAUUUAGAUUUACUAAUGUAGCUUAAAUCUAAACUCAUCAUUCCAAUAGUGUAACUGCUCUUGUGGCUCUUUCUGAUGAUGUUCUUGCAACGAGUUCAUAUGAUCGAACAAUUAAAAUAUGGAGAAUCUCUUCAGGUGAAUUAUUGAAAACAAUUUAUGAUACAUGUUGUAUUUCUAGCAUGAUAAGUUUGAAAAUAAAAAAUGAUAAAAAUCCUUAGGCAGAUUCAUAUACGGAUGAGGAAAAUUCUCAAUUACAUAAUCAAAUACUCAAAGGUAAUUUAAGUAAUUCAGGAUUUUAUUUAAUAACUGGAGGAUUCGAUAAAUAGAUAAAAGUCUGGGAUUUUGAUAUUAUGAUUAAGGAUAAUUAAUAUGAGAUGGAUAGAAUUGCCAAAUAUGAAUCUUCACUUUUAAGUUAAUCUUAUAAUAUGUCUGUAUUUCCUAUACAUUCAUUAAAGGGUCACAAUAGUUGGAUUACUGCUUUGCUCUCGUUAAAUGAUGAAAGAAAUAUAGUAGCUGGUGAUGAUUCAGGAGAGGUAAUAGUUUGGGAUGUUAUCAAUUAAAUAUUAUUGUAUAGGUUAACUCAUAUAAGAAACCCAGGUAUUGUUCCAUUUCUUAGUCUUACAAUUCCAUUAUAAUAGUUUUGCUGUUCUUCAGGUACUUAUCUGAGAAUUUAUUCAUGUAAUAAUGAUUUAAUUAUUAUAUUAGUAUUUUAUAAAUCUCAAGAAGAAAUAUAUCCAAAUCCAAAAUUUAAAGAGAGAUUAGAGGCUAAGUUUGGUCCAAAGAAAAAUCCUAUAUAAAUUGCUCCAUAACUAUCGAAUGUGUAAUUGGAUAAGGAAAUAGAUAUUUUUUGGGGAAUAACUGGUUGUAUUAGUCCAUCUAAUUACCCAAAUUUAAUUAUAGUUUUUGGUAAUUAACCAAAUAAAAUAAAAUAUGUUAUGCUAAAUAAAAAUAAGAUUGUUGAGAUUAAUACAGAUAAUGAAACUUAUUGUGGGUAAAUGCUUCUAAUUGAAAAACACAGAAUUCAUGAUUCUUAAAUGGAUUAAUUUUAUAAAAACUUAAAUUUCAUAAUGAUGGGAGAUAAGAGUUUAGCAGUUUAUGAUGGUUAUGGUACAAAAAUAAGAGCACUAGAAUCAUAAAUGGAUGAUCUCUAUGCUAGUAAUAUCUUAUGUUAAAGAAAUAUGUAGAUUUUAAAGUUAGAAAAGAGAAGUUUGAAAAAAACAUUGAAAUUUGCAUGUGUAUCAUAAUAUGGUACUCAAGAUUAUAAAUACAAAUCGUCGAGAAUAACACUUUUUGAAAUUUCUUAUGAAACCAUAUGA